Messenger RNA from Microcebus murinus (gray mouse lemur), 9824 nucleotides. The record is from RefSeq and is a predicted model, not a curated record. NCBI's taxonomy places the organism in Eukaryota, Metazoa, Chordata, Mammalia, Primates, Cheirogaleidae.
CUGACCUUGAGCGAUCCUCCCACCUCGGCCUCCCAGAGUGCUAGGAUUACAGGCAUGAACCACUGCGCCCAGCCCUGGACAGGGGUUUUGUGUUACUGGAAGCCACGUGCAAAUAUACACCAUCAGCAUGUAACUACUACUGGAGAUUAAGGUAGAUUUGGGCUCAGGGUGGGGUCACAGAGUGACAAAGCUGCUCCCAGGGCUGAUGAAGCCAUGGCCACAUUAAUAGAAGCAUAGGAUUCAGACCAGGGGAGGUGAGGGUUCUGUGCUCUUCUGGACUGCCCAGACUCUACCUAGAGAGGCCCUGGUCAAUUGAGGUGACUAUUCCAGAAGCGAGAUUGAUCCACUGGGGUCCAUCUGCUGAGAGUGAUACCAUUUAGAAGCAUUUAGAAACCCUGCUACAUAAGGGACAGGGGAGAAAAUGGGACUUUUUAGUCUGGCAAAGAGACGUCACAGGGGAGACCCCACUAGUCUCUUCAGAUGCCUGCGGGCUGCGGAAUGGAGGAGAGAUUGGCCGCCUUUGUGAAGCUCCACAUGACCAAGAGGAAGUCAAUGGCAGUAUAAAGAGAGCGUGUUAGCAAUCUAGGGCUGACCCAAACUUGAGUGGGUAGCAUUCUCACCCAGGGGACUUCAGAAAAGCACAAGGGCCAGGCCCUGUCAAUCCACGAGCCUGUGCCUCCGAGUUCCUAGCACCCCAGGGGAUUCUGGAGCAGGCCAACGUUUGCCACCCCUGGCUUGGGGGAAAGAAGCCAGCGUUGUGGGGCACCUAGCACGAGCCGGGUGCUGAGCCGGGUGCUAAGCAGGUGCUAAGCUGAUUUUGGCUCAAAUGCUUAGAGCCAAGCGCUGUUACAGAUUGUCUGGGGAAGUGGUGAGUUUCCCAUAAGAAGCGUGCCUAGAAAUCAAACAGGAAAGGAUAAUCAGUGGAAUAGAGAAAGAAGAGUAUGGAGAGAUAACUCCUAGGUGAAGAACUAGAAAUGGCCAAGAAUACUCCUUCCUCAGUUGUGGCAGAGAUCACAAGCUGUUCUCCAGCAUCCACCUUCCCUUUGUCCUCAGGAGCAGAAUCCUUGACUUUUGGCUGGGCAUAUGGUCUAGAAUAAAGACAUUCCCCAGCCUCCCAUGUAGGUGAGGCUGCAUGCUCAAGUUCCAGCCAGUGAGAAGCAGCAGAUUCCAGGAACUUUCCUUAAAAGACAGCUGGCAGGUACGCUUGGUUUCCUUUUUCUUUAGCCCUUCUUUCUCCCUGUGGCUGGAAGACGAGAUGUUAUGGCAGGGGCUUCAGCAGCCAUAUUGGACUGUGAGGAGACUUUGGGACCAGAGAUCACACACAGCAAAGUAACAAGAGAAGGAGCCUGGGCCUUGGAGUAGACCAUGGAGUAGAGCUGACAUGCCGGCUCUGGACUGCCAGCCUCUAGAUUUUAUGCAAGCAACACAUUUCUGGUUUGUGUCUCUGUUACCAAUAUUUGUAUCUGUGCCCACUCUUGACUGAAAAACAUGACAAUAGAGAAAUGCAAAAUAAGACAAUGAACUAUCAUGUUUCACUUGUGAGAUUGGUAAGAACUAAAAGGUGAUCGGGUAGCCUAGUGCUGCCGUUAAUGGACUCCUGCCCUGGCCUUCUCAGCUGUGGGAACUUGGAUGAAGUGUGCCACGUCUGCGGCUCACCUUCCUCACCUAAAAACUGACUGUAGAAAACAGCACCACCCGCAGAGUCCCCGCGAGAAAUCAGUGCCUACAACAGUGCUGGGCCUGAGUGUGCAAUACAGUGUCCGGUGACCAAUACUACUUAGCUAGCACAUCUGAUGCGGGGUGAGGUGAGGGUGGGACAUGUUCACGCAGAAGGAGGGUAAAAGGUAGUCAGCCGUCUUGGAGGGCUGUGCCUGUCAAAACUCUAAAACUACACACAAGACUCCGCCCAGGGUGCCCCCUCUGACGCAGCGAUUCUACCUGGGAACCUGAAACCCUGGGGCCAGAUGCGUUGCAGCUUUCGGGAAGGUAACCUGGUGCACACGUCCUGUUCCAUGCCACUCUUCCACAGAGUCUGGGGCUGCCCCAUGCUGCAGGCCACUUGGGGUGUUCACCUCCACCACAGCUGGGAGUUCUGGGGAGUGAAGCCCCGGGGGCAACCCUCAGCUGGCAGGGCCCAGGGCCAGGUGGGUAAGUGCCCGGCAGUUCUCCAGAGGAGUUGCCCUCUUGCCCAGGGCCCUCUGCAGCGACCUCCACAGUGGCCCUCGGGUUGGCUCCUCCUUAUUCCUGUCUCACCCCCCUUCCUCCCCCUGCUUCCUGCUGUCACCUUCCAAGUAAACCACCUGCACCCACGUCCUGUCUCAGGCGCCGCUUUUGGGAAACCCAGCCUGAGACAACCCCUAAAACACAUUACUCUCUUCAGCAAGCUGCGCACGUAUUCACAGGACGGGGCAUAAACAAUGGCCUUGCAUCAAUCUGGGUCAGGUUUGCCACCAAACAGGUAAAGAAAAGGAGUAUAGUUUUCUGAGCAUUUGGAUUUCGCGGACGUGGACAAGGGACUGGUCUGUACCGCGGGCGCACAGAGGCGCACCCCUCCUGUGCGCUCCGUGUGGGUGCAGGCCGCCCCGGGGCACAGGCUGCACCUAGAGGAACCGGAUGCGGACGCUGAGGGCCCUGCCCCCACGGAGCUGACGUGCGCGACACAGGUGCAUGACCAAGGCCACAUGGCCUCUGGCAACACUGGGAAGGAGAUUCCUAGGGUGGGGGGAAAGUAGGCCGCCUUCGAUGGGGGGCCCAAGGGCGGAGGGUGGGGAGGCGGUGUCUGGGAAAGGAUCUGGUGGAGCCUAGGAGCAUCAUCCAGGCAAAGAGAAGAGCAGGUGCAAAGGCCCUGGGGCAGGGUGGGGGUUUCUUUGAGGAGGAAGAAGGAAUUCAGCGAGGGAGGCGCAAGAGCUGGCAGGUGGGAGGGUGAGCGCAGGCCACUCCAUGCCUUAGAGCCAAGCGUUUCUAGCUUAGAGAACAGAUAGGUACUGAAGAAUGCUCGAAAGAGCCUCAGUGGUUGCUGGGGUUGUGGGUGGUGUAUGAGCGCCCGCAGGGCAAACGCGGACCAGCCGCGCGGGGUUUGCUGCCCACCCAGCGCCCAUGUCCUCUUUGUCCUAACGGUUACCCACAGCCCCGCACCCUCCACCACGGGUGCUCCUGAUUGGCCUACGGCGACCACACCCUCUGCCUGUGAUAGGCCGGGAGUGGGCAUGUGGCCAGGCCCGGCCAAUGAAACACCAGGGAGGCUGGGUAGGUCGCCUUGGACGCGGCUGGCCUCGCGGGUGACUGGCCUGUGAGGCCAACCCCAGGUGGGGGAGAGGAGGGCAGGAGGACGCAGCUUCUGUCCCCCAGGAGCCGCGUGCCCCGGCGCUCCCUGCCUCGCGGAGCUGUGGCUGUGCUGUGGGCCGCGUGAGGCGUGAGGCGUGAGGCGUGAGGCGGAUGGGGGUUGCCGUCACACGGGCAGAGAGCCUCCCGCCGCGCGGCAGGUGGCGCGUCCGUCAGGGGAAGGGGCCACAGCCGAGCGAGCGCGCUUGUUUUAACACUGGCGUGUGUAGGUGCAUUUUCCGUAUGUGGAAGCUCAGGCAUUCUCUGAAUGAAAAUAUUUUGAAAUAACUUGAUUGUCUAAGAUUUCACUUUAAAUACUGAUACUUUGAAAGGAGCAUUAGAGGAGAGAAAGCACACAGAUCAAAAAGAUGGAUUUUUCCCAAAGUGAGCACCCCCAAGACAGGGGCUCCCGGUGAAGACUCAGGACACCAGGACCUUCGCAGCCCCGCCAGUCCCCUGUCGGGGGCUACAGGGACAGCCUCUCCUGAAUAUCUGUCCUGGACUUCAUGUGAGCAGAAUCGUGUGGUACGUACUUCUUUCCCCCGGCGACGUGUCUGUGAGGUUCGUUCAUGUUGAGUGUAGCAUUCGUGUUGGAUCAUUCUCAGUGCUGUGAAAUGCACCACAGUUGAUUUAUUCAUUCCACCGUUGAUAGACAUUUGGGUUAGUUCCAGUUUGGCUCCGUGAUGAGUAAAGCUGGUAUGAACAUUCUUUCACAAGGCUUUCGGUGGGCAUAUGUACGCAUUCCUGCUGAGCAUAAACCUAGGAAUAAAUCGCUUAGUCACAGGACGUAUGUGUGUCCAGCUUCCCUAGAUAUGACCAGAGUUUCCAAAAUGUUUGUACCAGUUUACCCACCCAUCGCUGCCUUGUGGCCAAACUUGAUACAUUCUUAAUACAUUUCAUUUUAGUCCCUCCACUGGGUGUAUAAAUUGCUAAUCACUGUGAUUUUAAUUUGCAUUUCCCUGAUAACGAAGUUGAGCACUUUUUCAUAUCUUUACUGGCCAUUUGGUUUUCCUCUCUCGAGCAAUGCCUGUUCAAGUCCUUUGCCCGUGUUUCUAUUUGGUAAUCUCCCCUUGUCUCAUUGAGUUUCAAUUAAGAGUCCUAUUGCAAAUAGCUUUUUCCACUCUGUGGCCUGCCUUUUCCUCACAACGCUCCAUGCUGUCCCGGGCCCUGGCAUCACCCGGGCUCAGGUCAUAGAAGGGGCCUUUUGUAAAGUGACUCAAGGCUGGGAAGAGAACAGAUGUUCUUCGCGUAAUAAGCUACAAGGAGGAAAAACGGCCAGAGGUGAAUCUUUGCAGUGUGAACAGGCUGGCUGGCUUUUAUAAAAGUACUGCUGUUGGACUAGACCCCAAGAGGGCCUCUGCUCCUCCCUCUCCUUCCCUGGAGCCCUGAGCCCCCACCCUUUCCCCACUGAGCAGCGGCAGAACCAGGUAAAGCUGCGACUAACAGCCCAUGCAGGAGACUGGACUCGGAGGUGGCGGAUCAGCAGAGAAAAGGAAUCACAAGGAGCAAGCCCUCUGUGCCAGCAGCCAGGGAGCAAGGUCAUGUAAAAGAACAUCAGAGCACAUGUCUCUCACACUUACAGCCUGCAGCGGCUACCACUUGCACUUUGAAUUCAUCACGGACAACUCGCAGGAGUCCACAUCCAGGCAGGAUAUGAUCGGCGUCAGACGAAUGCGAGACAAGAGGACUUGUCUGUGGGGUCCUCUGCUCUGUCCUCGGAGUCCCAGCAUGUGCCUGAAGGUCGCUGGAGUCGCCCCUGGGAUCCUGUGCCGGCUCCACCAGCUGGACAGUGUGUGCUCGGUAGACGACAGCCAAGGCGACUUGCUGGGGUGGCCAGAGCUCACUGAGGCCACUGCGUCUCCUGCGGCCGCGGCACUGUCCCUCACUGAGCUGCAGACUCUGGUGGCAAGGAGGGCCCUCCUUCAGGAUGCAAACUCAAGUGGCAGAAAUGCAGCUUCCAGGAGCGAAACUUCAUCUUUUCCUGGUCCCUGCCACGCUCCUGCCUCUUGCUCUGCCCACUGCCCCUUCCGGGCACGCUCUGCCUGGACGGAGGUUCCUCCAGUGCGUCAGGCCCUCCUCGGACCCCUCUCUCCUGGGCGUGUGUCGGUGCCAGCCGUGGGGCUCCCUCCCACCAGCAGCCCUGUCUGUCCCCAGCCCAGGCAGCGCCCACACCCACCCCAAUGCCCACCAGGACCCCUGAGGCUGCCCGGUGCCGCCCACCAGCACUCUGCCCCGCUGCUCUUGGUCCCAGCACUCACAGAGGCGUCUCCAAGGGCCCCGGCCCUGCACCCCCUCACCUCCCCACUGUCCUCGGGAAAAGCUGGCUUCCCCGGGUCCUGCCCAGGGGUUGGGCUCGAGUCUCCUUUGCUCUCUCUGACACACGUUUUACAUUUUUAUCUCAAAAUUCAAAGCUGAGCCUUAAUUUCUGUGGGUACAACCACAUCCUGAAUGCAGUGAGUCUAGAAUGUUCUGGGCUGGAGAACACUGAGGGGUAUAAGUCGGUGGUGGUGAGGGUGGGGUAUCACAAAAGACAGCAUGGGUUGCCGCUUGGGCUCGGGCAGGGCCCCUGGGGCCUCUCGGGAACCUCACGCAUCCUUGAGAAGAAUUAGGCCGGACCGCCCCGAACUGGGGCAGGUGCGAGGAAUCUGGGCCGAGGGCCUGGCUGGUCCCCAGGGCUGGGCCUCGUGCACUGGCGCCACUCUGCCACCUGCCCUGCGGGAGGUGCCCAGGGCAGGGCCACAGGCCACCCCCAGUCAGUCCCUGGCCCUCCUGUGCACACAGCCCUUUGCUGCCUCCUGGCUUCAUUUCUGGCCACAGAGCAGCUCAGUGGCAGGGCUACCCUCCUUGACGCUGGGGCGUGGCCUUUUUCUAGGUGUAUCACACUGGCGGGGAGCCAGAGACCCAGCGCUGCCCAUGGGCGCAUCAGCGCUGGCGCACAGGUGCUCCAUAGACUGUUGCGGACCGCUUGCUGAUGACGUGAAGCCCCCGGUGCGUAGUAGAUGCUCAGCAAACAGGAAACAAGCCAGAGGGCCCGUGUGCAGGUGGCUCCCAGGAGCCAGGAGCCCUGACUUGGGCAGACCUCCCAGCCCUCAGGGCUCACUUCAUACCCAGGACUCCCAUGUCACCCCCACCAAGCAAAUGCCACCUCUCUUGGCUUCGGUGCUCUGCUGCCCACCCUUGGGGGCUCCCCUGCUCCACCUGGGCAGAGCUCGGCUGCCCGCCUGGCAGGGCCCGCUUGACCUCCACGUCCUCUCCCGCUGCCCUCCCCAGGUGGCCCUCUAGGUGGAGGGCUGCCCCUUCCUCAGCGAGGACACAGACUGGUGGGCCCUGGGGCUGAGGACAGAGGGAGGGCCUGGCACAGCCCCUGAGUACCCUCUCUGGGACAGCCCGUCUCGAGGAGAGUGAGGCCCAGACCAUGGGGAGGGUGGGGACAGGAGUCCUGUGUCUGUCCUGCCCUGAGGUCUGGUCUGGCUGGGGUGGACCUCACCCUCUGGACCGUGCUUGUCUUGCAUGGCCAGGGCUUGGGCUGACCAGCUCAGACUCCCCAGAAAGGCUGCCCCUUCCUCGGUUUGGGGUCCUUGUGCCCACUCGGCCUCCUUUCUCCUUUCUCUGGUCUCAGAAGCCCUUCAUCCCUUCCCUGCCCCCUGACACAGGGCUCUUCAUCCCCUCUACCUGCCUAGGCACGCCCGUCUCUGCUGAGCCCAGAGCCCAAUUAGGACACACGUGUGCAGGAGGCUGCCUCUUGCUCUCUGCACAGUGCCCUCACCUGGCACUCCCAGCCCCUAAGCGCUGCCCACCCCAGGAGGGUAGCCCCUGCUCUCCUCCCCAGCCUGAAGUCUAGGUGCCGCACACAUGUGUGCAUGUGUCUGUGAACUUCCAAGCUCAACACGGCCCACAAGGGCCUCUGCCCUUGGCCAGUAGGCCUGGAAUGAGGAGAAAAUCACAGCUGGACGCCUGAGACUAGGGAAGCUAGAAGAGGAGAGGGCUUGGAGCCCCAGGGUGGAGACCCAAGCAAGAGCCAAGGUAGGAGAAGCACUGGGGGCCAGGGUUCAGCCCAGCAUAAGGAGGGACUCUAACCUUUGCAGGAGAUCAGAGAUGGGCAGGUGGAAGUGAGCUCCCUGGCCCUGGAGGUGUGCAAGUACAAGCUGCAUAGCUGGAGGCAGGAAUAUUGUAGAGGGGGUUCAAUUAUCAGAGGGGUUGGAAUAGAUGGAAUUUAGGACCUCUUCUACCCCCAGAUCCAAGGAAUUUGGGGAGUUCCCUGCCUUAGUGUGUCAGGCAUUAUGACUUUCCCAGGGGAAUCUUACAAAUGCAAAAGAAUGGAUUGAGAAUGAUAGAUUGGAGCCUCAGUGACUGUGUGUGUGUGUGUGUGUGUGUGUGUGUGUGCACACCUACCCAAGGUUGUACACCUACCCAAUGUACAACCUUGGGUGAGCCCCUCACCCUCUCAGCUCAGGUUCUACGACGUGGAGGUGUGGUCCCAGGUCCCAGGCACAGUCCCAGCAGCUGCCCAGUCUGCCAGGGGCUGCUGGGGCAGCAGUGAUAUUGAAUGCAGAUGUGUUUCAGCAGUAGGAGUUGAUGCGAUCUUUGUCCACUCAGGCAACAAGGAGCCUGUGAAGGUUCUUGAGUGAGGCAGUGGCAUCUGAUUGUGAAUACUUGCAGCUUCAGAUCUGAAAAGGACCUUUGGGUUAGGGGUGGUAGUCAAGGCCUCCCAGAAAUAAUGAAAAUGGGGUUGGUCCAAGAGAAAGGUGCAGUGGGGCAGAGGCGGAGAGCUGGGGUGGAGGUAGUCCUGGCGCACCUCGCACUGUGUUGCUCCGCGGCCUGGAGGGAGGGGCUGCAGAUGCCCAUGGGGUGGGUCCAGGGUGCUCCACUGUGCCCUGUGUGUGCGCAUAUGUUUGCACAUACACCUGUAUGUAUAUGUGUGUCUUGGUGUGUAUAGUACAUGUGUAUGUGUGUCUUGGUGUAAACGGUACGUGUGUGUCUUAUAUGCACAUGUGUGUGCUGUACGCCAUGUGUCUUUGUGUGUCGUGCGGCUGUGCCUCCCUGUGUACGCCUGUUUCCUGCUGUCACAGCAAGAGCACGCACACAGGCCACAGCGUCUGGCCGAGGGCAGAGGAAUUCUUUAUUUCCAUGGCCUUCCAUGGUGAUUAAGUCUCCAAACUUUUCCUUAACCAUCAUUUCUUCAAAAUGAAAAACCAAAUUGCAUCUCCAAGCAGCUUAGAAAUCGAUUUCUUUCAAAAUGAACUUUUGCAGAAGUGAUUCCAAAGAGAAAUAAGAGGAAGAAGGUAGGAGGAGUGUGUGGGGUGGGGACAGAGCAGCUGCCAGGGCCACCGGGGGCCUGGCUGGGGGAGGAAGGGGGGCAGGCAGGAGGCCCUGGGCCAGCAGGCACCCUGGGUCCCCGGCUGGGCUGGCCUCUCGUGUCCAGCCUCAGUCAGGAGGGGACUUGCUUCAGCUGCAGCCCGGCCGGCUGCUCCAUGACAACCCUUCUCUGGGGGCCUGGUCUGGGAGACUUGGGGAGGUGCCCAGCGUGUGCACGGCCUGAGCUGCUCUGGGCAGAACAACGGCGGGUCUCAAUCAUAAAUGCAGGAAUGAUGUGGCCGCCAGGUCUUGAGCCGGUGCUGGGCCAAGUGCUUUCCCACAUGAUCUCACUUAAUUCUCACAUCAGCCCCAGGUGGGUGUGAUCAUCCGUCUUAGCGGUGAAGAAAGCAAGAGCCCCCAGCCCAGAGAGGCUAGUGAGUUUGGAGAGCACAGUGGAGAGGAUGGAUGGGAGGGGCUCAACACCGUGCCCAGGGCACUGCGGGUUAGCAGAUGUCAGAAUUCCUGCCCCAGGAGGGCCACAGCCAAGGAGGAAAGGAAGGAAGCCAUGGCCCUGUGUGCCUCGGGGCUUGUUGAGUCAACGAGCCCUGGCAGAGGAGUUUAUUAACUCAUUUCAUCAUAAGGAACUAAAGCUCAGAGAGGUAGAGGUCACACAGCAGGAAGAGAACCCAGAUCCUCCUGGGUCUGAAGCCUGUACCUCACCACCCAGAGCAUCUGGGGAGGGCUUCCUGGAGGAAGUGGCUUCCAAGGUUGAGGAGGGAGCUGCAGCAAAGAGGAAGCUGCGCAAUGACAGGCACAGGGGGAAAGAUUGAGGAUGGCAAGGAGGAGGCCAGCGUGGGUGGACUUAAGGCACUCAAAGGUUGGUGGGGUGGGGAGGGGAUGCGGACGGGUCCAGGCCAAGUCCGCCCCUGUGAUGGGGGCAGAGCUGAGGGAGGCCCAGCAGAGAGAGGCCUGCUCUGCCAGGACUGUCAGAGGAGUGGCCCCAUGGGGAGACUGGUGUUAAUGGCAGGGAAGGGAUGGGCAGGGCCGCCUGGCAGAGGGCAUGGCAGGGAGAGGCGAGGGGUGGAUGGCGCACUGAGCGGGCGCUCACGAGGUGCUGGGCACGGCCCUGAGGGCCUCCUGUGAAGGAAUCCAACCACCAGCCAGGUGGGUGUGGUGACGGCGACAAGCCUGUUUUACUGUCGGGGACG